CCUGUCAAUACUGUCAACGUCAAUAAUUGAGGUUAUGAGUUGACCAGAAUAUUUUUUAUCGUAAUUUAAUUAAAUACGUGUAAUAUUAAGCGAAAUAGUAGCCCAAAUAAAUUAAAAUGACACUUUAUCAUUUCGGUAAUUGCCUAGCCUUAGUCUACGCGCCGUAUCAUAUGGCAUACAAGUUUUCAGGGAUCUCUGAAUAUGCGACCUUCUCGAAAUGCGUUUAUGCAGGUGGAUUGUACAUCUUUACACAGCUAUGUAAAAUGUUACUAUUGGCUACAUUCUUUCCCGACUCUGAUAGUGCUCAAUUAGAUGGUGAAUAUGAUGUGUUUCUGGAGAUCCUGAAGGCCACGGUGGACUUUGCUGACUUGCUGGGGUUGUACUUUGCUCUAAACGCAGUUCCUGGAAAAGGACAUGCUAAGAUAUUAACUGCUGCUAUUGGUUGGGCCAGCGCUGAGGUGCUAGUAUCGCGCAGCAUACUUCUAUGGGUGGGCGCGCGAGGUGCGGAGUUCGACUGGCGUUACGUACGCGCGUGCGCGGAAUCCAACGUGGCGCUGCUACAGCACGCCGGCGCCGCCGCGCUGGUCUGGCUCGCGUCUCGCAGCGACCUGCCGCGAAGACACGCGCCGCUGGUACUCGCCCUGCUGGCUGUAGCACCCUACCGCUCCUUGCUCGAAGACGCCGUCGCUGCGAUCCUGUCACUUAACCCCUGGGCGCUCCUGGCUCUCCGCGCCGUCCACGCCGCAGUCGUCGGCCUUACCGCCCUGGCUAUGUACGCCGUCCUCGCCCAGCAGAUCGGAUUUUAAGCAAUAUUUAAUUAUAUGAAUGUGUGUGAAUGUAAAUAGAAUUAAGUUAUUUGGGUGUGGAAAGUAAAUGAGGUGUACGUU
Molecule: messenger RNA, 887 nt
Organism: Ostrinia nubilalis (European corn borer)
Lineage: Eukaryota; Metazoa; Arthropoda; Insecta; Lepidoptera; Crambidae
Product: BOS complex subunit TMEM147
Exons: 4
Coding region: 117-806 (229 amino acids)
Source: RefSeq, a predicted model, not a curated record